Messenger RNA from Penicillium atrosanguineum, 3291 nucleotides. RefSeq lists its product as uncharacterized. The record is from RefSeq and is a predicted model, not a curated record. Lineage: Eukaryota; Fungi; Ascomycota; Eurotiomycetes; Eurotiales; Aspergillaceae. The transcript has 2 exons. Gene Ontology annotation, cellular component: nucleus; exosome (RNase complex). Bases 1 to 3291 code for a protein of 1096 amino acids.
AUGUCGAACCAACCACCCCCAGCAUUUGGUGGCCACCCCAACUAUGCAGCGCAGUGGCCUCCCACAUUUCCUUCUUUGAUCCCUCCAAGCUACCCUCCAACUUCCGAAUAUGCCUCGGCUGCCCAGCCGUCUCCCGCAAAUCCUGGACAGAGCUAUGACUUCAACAUCACAGCCCUCAAUGGCAAUUCGCAACUCCCUGGCCCUCCUCCAGGGUUCUUCUUUCCUCCCCAUUUCCCUUUAAUGGGCCAGUUUGACCCAUCUCACCUUCCGCCAAGCGCCUUCCCGCCCAUGCCUAUGCCUAACUUCGGGUAUCCACCCAUGCCAUUCGCACCCCCAGGGUCCUCCAAUCAUGCCCCAGGUUCAUUCAACGAACUUACAAACGGCCUCGCCCAAACCUCUGUAUCUCGACCGCAGGCCCGACAGGCGUCGAAUACCGCGGAUUCAAAUCGAGAGGAAGGUGAGGUCAGUGAAGGUGGACGUUCAUUUCGAACGAAGAAGCUCUCAGAGACUGUCAAACAGGCUGGUUUGAACGUACCUGCUUCUCGGUAUUCUGAUUUGGAAGAAGGUGAAACAGUAUCAUCGGGGUCACGCUCGUCCAGUCGGAGCAGUUCACCCUACAACCCGCCUCUAUCUGUUUCGGCAGAUCCAGCUGUGGUUCAUCGCGCAAUAGAGGUACAAAAGCGGGAUGCAACGGCAGCAGCCUCGGAUGACGCAGCUCCUCCAAAAUCUGCAGCUCAGCUUCGGAUUCAAGCGCAGGGCGCAUUACUCAGCCUGGCGCCUCACAAUAUCCGUUACCACGAACUGAUUGCGGAGGGCAUCAACCCAGCCAUCUUGAAACGACUCUACGAAGAGGUCGGUAUCAAAAUUACGACGCCUCAACGUGAGGAGCCAACCCCAACUACCACUGCAUCCGGCAAUUCUCUUAAGGCGUCCAUUGCUAGCCCAAGAACAAUAGAAGUGCCGACUUCGGAAAAGAACCAAAAGCAGACCCCCAGUACUGUCCAAAGCAUUGCAUCUCCCGCCUCCCAAUCCGAUGAGGGCAAACCUCUAGAGAGGAAGGAGCUUAUUGCAAGGAUGCUUGCUGCUAAAGCUGCCAAGGUAUCAGAGGCCAAGAUAGAACAGACACCAACUCAAACGUCCGCGAGUGUGGCAAGUACCUCUUCCAACGGAACUUCUGGCAAGGAAAUUGCAGUUCCGGUGCGAGAGCGGAACAAGGCUCAGACAGAGCUGGCAAGACAACGGAUAGAACAAUUGAAAAAGCAAGCAUUGCUAAAGAGGCAGCAGCAAGCUGAGCAACAGGCUCAGCAGCAAGCCCAACAAUUGACUCUGCCUGGCAAGUCUGUUCAAGAUGCUCAAUUUGCGGACCUGUCAGAGCCUGUUGCGCCCGCUGUUCAACAUCCACUACCUGUUCGCCCACCUGUCCCACAGUCCGCUGAGCCCCAGUCCGCUGAGCCCGCAUCUAUUCCGGGUCUCCUCAUGACUGGUUCGCAACAGGAUUCUGGCAUGCAGACUCCCGUUGAAGCUACUCCGACUAUUGUUGUAGAUUCGACGCCAGUGAGCCGAGCAACUCAACGCAAACGCCCUCGCGCCGCCGACUUCGAUGAGCCUGCUGCUAUCCCGAAGCGACACUCGAGCCAAGCAGUGGCUCAUCAUGGGCCUGCGGAGAAACUGAUCAUUGAUAUCAGUGAGGACGAAUAUCUGUAUGGGGAUGAUGAAGAGGACAACAUGGACGUUGACUCUAAUCCGGACCAAGGAGCGUCGCAUCUGGUCACUAUUGAAACCGCUAGGCCACUUCUCCAUAAAUACCCCUCUACUAGAGCUUCUACGUCGACUCCGCAAGGAUCAUAUCGGCCUGGAGACCAAGAGCACAUCCGGAAGCGGGAAUCGGAGAUUGAGGCCAUGCACCGCAAGAUUGCAGAGCUUGAACAGAAGCGAAAGGCAAAGCUUGCCGCUAGUCGCACUCAAUCUCCAUUCCUGGAUGAUUCUGGUGCAUCCUCAUCGGGUGCACAAUCAAGUGUGCCUGAGGCUGAGGCUGAGGCUGAGGUCGCUGAGACUUCCACAGCCCCAUCAUCUGGCCUAAUAUUGGAAGCGGGCACGGCUACUAGCAUGAGCAUUAGUAGCGUCGCCGAUCAACCAAAUCCCAUUGGUUCCUUCACCGACGAAACAAGUACUUCGCCGCUGUCGCACAAAGACGAGCUUCCUCAACGGGCGGGACUUGAGCUCAACGAACAUCAUCUAGCUGUGGAAGAAGGUACUGUCAUCCUUUCGUCACAAUCCAUCAAGAAUUCCAUAAUUGCUAACAUACUUCUGUCAGCACCAUCGACUGUGCCACCCCCUGCAGAGUAUGUGGAGCAGCCUCUGGACGCUCCCAUUUCGGGUCAAGAAGCCGCUGUGGAUUUUUCGGAGUCGCGCGAAUACACGCCUGGCUCACCAAUCAAUGGUUCCACGGCGAAUCAAGGGGCCAAUGGUGUUGACUUACCACCUUCUACCCGGUCUAACUCGCCUGGCUCUGCCAUGGACGAAUCUGUUGAUCCUGACCACAAUACUUCUUUUGAAGAGACCGAUCUUUACGGUCUCCAAGACACUCAUUCGGUGUCGGGUAUGGAAGAGCAGAUGAACACUGGUCACAUCGACCAUUCUCUGCAUCGGGAACUGCCAGUGACUGGUUCCGAGGAAGAAGAUAAACCCUUGAACGUCUUCGAAGAUUAUGACCCAGAAGACGAGAAUGCUAAGAUCCAGAGAGAAUAUUCUCCCGAGUCGGAUGUUUACGAGCCUCCGGAGCCUGGGACUGGUGCCGAUGAGCCCGAUGCUAUUGUUGAAGAGGAUGCUACUGAGGCCGACGAAUCCUACAGCCCUCCUCCAUUCAGUCCAGCUCCUAUAGAGGAGUUCGUGGAAUUGCCUCAUUCGCGAGACCAGGAUCCUGUAGAAGACUCAGCAGCGUCGCCUCGUUCACGAGAUCAACCUCAACAUGAAGCGCUAACGUGGGCACGUCCGGGCCCUUAUCUAUCGGAACCAAGGCGGGAUUUCCAGAUUGGAAUCUUUAGUGAUCAACCAAAAUCUUCCAAGUUUACUCCCUACGUCAGCCCCUUGCGGUCCUUCAAGGCUUAUCGCUACCACCCCAACUACGCUGAAGACGUUUCGGACGGCUACCGUUCGCUAACAUACAGCCAUGACAUUGACACAAUGAAAUACUUCUGUCCCUAUGAAGUGGCAGGUGGUGUCUGCAACGAUCGGUCCUGCGACUUCCAGCACUUCCGGGACAUCAAUCUAAGCGGUGCGUCGACAAGUUAA